CCGUGAAGGCAGGGAAGAUGCCAGAAGGGGAAAAAAUGAGACAAAGUAAGCAAGAAGAGGAGCAGCAACAGAAAGAAGAGAAGCGGGAGGGUCUCAUCGAAUUCUACAGCUCCUACCAGGAGCUAUUCCAGUUCUUCUGCAGCAACACAACCAUCCACGGGGCUAUCCGCCUGGUGUGCUCCAAAAAGAAUAAGAUGAAGACAGCCUUCUGGUCCGUCCUCUUCUUCCUCACCUUCGGCUUAAUGUACUGGCAGUUCGGGAUCCUCUACAGGGAGUACUUCAGCUACCCUGUCAACCUCAACCUCAACCUGAACUCCGACCGGCUGACUUUUCCGGCCGUGACGCUGUGCACCCUCAAUCCGUACAGAUACAGCGCCAUCCGAAAGCAGCUGGAUAAGCUGGACGAAAUCACCCACCAGACACUGCUAGACCUCUAUGACUACAACAUGUCUCUGCCACAGAGAGACUGGCCCGCGUCGUCCUCACAAAGGCGUAGCUCAAGGAGCCUGCUCCAUCACAUCCAGCGCCAUCCUCUGCGGAGGCAGAAGAGGGACAACUUAGUCAACCUGCCAGAGAACAGCCCCUCAGUGGACAAGAAUGACUGGAAAAUUGGCUUUGUUCUGUGCAAUGAAAACAACGACUGUUUCCACCAGGCGUACUCCUCGGGAGUGGAUGCCGUGCGGGAAUGGUACAGCUUUCACUACAUCAAUAUCCUGGCGCAGGUGCCUGAUGCCAAAGCCCUGGACGAGUCUGACUUUGAGAAUUUCAUCUACGCUUGCCGCUUCAACGAGGCAACCUGUGACAAGGCGAACUACACCCACUUCCACCAUCCCUUGUAUGGCAACUGCUAUACCUUUAAUGACAACAGCAGCAGCGUGUGGACAUCCUCCAUGCCUGGGAUCAAUAAUGGUCUGUCCCUGGUGGUGCGCACCGAGCAGAACGAUUUCAUCCCUCUGCUGUCCACGGUGACAGGAGCCAGGGUCAUGGUCCAUGACCAGAAUGAGCCAGCCUUCAUGGAUGAUGGGGGCUUCAAUGUUCGUCCUGGCAUCGAGACCUCCAUCAGCAUGAGAAAGGAGAUCACCGAGCGCCUCGGGGGCAGUUACAGUGACUGCACAGAGGAUGGCAGUGACGUGCCAGUGCAAAACCUGUACUCAUCCCGCUACACCGAGCAGGUCUGCAUUCGCUCCUGCUUCCAGCUCAACAUGGUAGAGCGCUGUGGCUGUGCAUAUUACUUCUAUCCCCUGCCCAGGAGAGCAGAGUACUGUGACUACACGAAGCACAAGGCCUGGGGCUACUGCUAUUACAAACUCCUGGCCGAAUUCAAAGCUGAUGUGCUGGGCUGUUUCCACAAGUGUCGGAAACCUUGCAAAAUGACAGAAUACCAGCUGUCAGCUGGAUACUCCCGCUGGCCUUCUGCUGUCUCAGAGGACUGGGUUUUCUACAUGCUUUCACAACAGAACAAAUACAAUAUCACAUCCAAGAGGAACGGAGUUGCCAAAGUGAAUAUCUUCUUUAAGGAGUGGAACUACAAGACCAAUGGGGAGUCUCCAGCCUUCACGGUAGUGACUCUGCUGUCCCAGCUUGGGAACCAGUGGAGUCUCUGGUUUGGAUCCUCUGUCCUGUCUGUGAUGGAGCUUGCAGAGCUGGUUCUGGAUUUCAUUGCCAUCACGUUUAUCCUGGGUUUCCGCUGGUUCCGCUCCCGGCAGAAGCUGCCCGCGGCGGUGCCCCCCAUGAACAGCCAGGAUAACGCCGCUUUCCAAGACGAGGCACCGGCGCUCCGUGCUCCCCAUCGCUUCACCGUGGAGGCCGUGGUGACCACGCUGCCCUCCUACAACAGCCUGGAGCCACGUGGGCCAAGCAGGGAUGGGGAGGAGGGACAUGAGUGACGCAGCAGCUUCCUGCACUGUUCCACUGGUGGCUGGCAGCUGGAGCAGAGGCUGCACUCGUUGUCUGUGUUUCCUUCUUUCUGGGGGCUGCACAUGGACCACAGCAAAAGACAGCUCCAUGGUUGGCCUGGGCUCGUUGCUUUCACUUCUGUAGGCACAUUCUUCAGUCUCAUAAAAUACUGUUGCUGUGGGAUCACCGGGGAUGAGAGUUGAUCUAGUGUAUGUGUGGGGGAGAUGUCCUCCAGAUUUCCUUAUGCUCUGUGCAUGUGCACACCUACAUGUGCAGGCAUGCUUUCCUUUCCCUCCAACAAGGAUGCUGCCACAGUUCUGGUCUGUCAUUAAUUAAAGAGGUUUGGCAGGUGUGACUGGCCUCCUCUGUGGUAUGACAAGGAACAGGAAUGGAGUCUUAGCUAGGGUACAAAUCUCUCAACAGGCUGAGCUUCGUUAAGCUUUCCCUAAACUGGUUGCUCUUUCCUCAUUCUUCAUGAGCUCUGAUCUCAAGGCUGUGUCACCUCUCCUCCCCCCAGGAGAGGCUCCUUGAGACAAGAGCCACUGGCACGAUCUCAAUCUGUAUUACGCACAAUGCUCUGGAGAGGUGCUCCAAGCUUGCUGCCACUCCCAGGUCCGGGACAAAACACCCCUGGCAAAGUAAAGGCUCCCUUUUCAAGCUGCCUUUGUGGCAUUGGUAGAUCUUGGAUGUUCCCCCUUCCUUGGGAUACACCAUACAUGUGUACCUCCAGCUAUCUGAUUGUUUGCCAACAGCUCAGGGACAAAUCGAUCUCUACAACUGCUUAACCCUCCCUGCUUUCUUCCUGAGGGAAACAAAAAGUUGGCAGGAUUAUGAACACCCUCCAAAAAUCCCAGAUGUUACCUCUGCUGCACUGGGAUCCUGCAAGAGAGGCUCAGCACAGGUCAUGCAGAGCAUGUUCUGCUCCUCCCAGCCCUUGUCGGGGGCUCCCACAGAAACUCUGCUGAGCCUCUUGUUCCUGAGGGAAGCACAGGGAACUACUGCAGGCUUUAACCAAAAGUGCUGCCAAGGAAAGCUUUAGCCUAAUUGAUUGGACCACAUGGGCAAAAAUGGUCCUGCUCAGGGACUAACUGGGGGACCUUUGUAUAAGCAAACACGUUUCUUGCCGUGAGCUUGCCAUACUCUUUUCUUACAAAUACUCAGACUUCUGCUGCAAUGGUGUUUGCUCAGCACUUUAUGGGGUAUCAAGAGAGCAAGGGUGAUGUCCUUAAAAAACAGGAUUAUCCACUUCACAGGACAAACAGAGAUACCAGAAUUUAAGCAGUUUAGGCAAAGACCUGUGGAACCCUGUAACCAGUCACACUGUGAACAGCCACUUUUGAAUUUAAAAACUACUUAAUCAUAACAAAAGAAAAACUGAAGCUGUUUUAAAAUUUAAGGUAGACGCACUGCCCUUGGGAAGCUGGAGGAGUUUACUGCAAUAUCUAAAUUGUUGCCUAAUUUUUCCCUUUGAGAUGCUAAACACACGCUGGUUGUACUGCUCUUGGCUUGAUUACCUAAAAGCACUUUCCAGUCCCCAGCAGAGAGUGCUUUUAUUCUUCUUCACAUACACAUACAAAUGCUAUGUUCUUUAGUGCACAAAUAUUCCUGCUUUUACAAAUUCUAUCCCAGUGCCCAGCUGAUAAUUCUUGUUUGAAAGUGAAGAUAAUGUUUCUCUGCUAGGAAUAGAAGCUUGUAAUUUGGGAGGUGCCUUCAGCAAAGGUGGCACCCCAGCAGGAGGGAGGGGCCUGAAAAAAGCACUUAGAGGUGUGGAAACAUGUAUUCCUCCUUGGAGGCCUCCCACUAGAAAAAAAAUCAGUGCUUCUGCAAACAUGAAAAAAAAUCAGUUUUCUAAAUGAAGUAAAAAAGAGUGAGCAAUGAAUGAAAUCUCAAAAUUGCCUCUGUGAAGGUGCUUUCAUGUUCUGUAAAAACACUGCCCAAGAGGCAGAGGUAAAAGCUAGGUUCAGUUGCUCAAAGUAACUUUGGCCACAAUUAAAAUACAAAAGGCAGGCAGAUAGAGGAGCUAGGAUGUUGCACCCAGUUCUUGUUCACAAAUUCAGUACUACAGAUUGAUGCCUUGGGUGUUUUCUAGCACAUGAAUGAGCAAAAACCUGACACUGGACACAAAGCUGUUUGCUUCACAAAGCCACCUUUAGAUCAAGAAAGGAUAAAGAGCAGAUGCAACACCUCAAAACAGUCUUUGUAUACCACAAACAUACAGUGAUUCAUAUGGUAAGCAUGAUAUUUCCUCAGUAUCCAAAGAGUAAGACACGAUUCUUCACAGAAAGAACCAUAAAUAACCUUGUAAUAACCAUAAAAUUGAUGAGACCUGCUGCAUCAUGCACAGUCAAGUGGUGAUUAAAGCAAGAUUAAUCAGAGGCAUAACUACUUGAAACAGUAAGUUCUCUUCAUCAAUAAAGAAAUACAGCUGCAGAAGGUGGUGAUGUAUUCCCUGGGGGAAGCUUGAACCACAUCCUAUCUGUUCCAUAAGAGUGUUAAAAUGCAAAAAAAAAUAAAAAGGGCUUUGACUGAUAAACUCAAAGUAAUGGCACCAUUCAGGAUAGCUGUAAAUCCAGAAUUAAAAGCCUGUACAAAUAUGAAGAAGCAGUUAUACAAGUUGGUAAAUAGAUGAGCCCUCCCUGUCCUGUGAAUCAGUGCAAAAAUUGCCAUCUUGGGAGAAAUCAGGGGCUUGUUCCAGAAAUAAUCCCUAUGUUUCUUGUAGGCUGGCAAGACCACAAAUGAGCUCAGCAGAUGUAGAGUGAGCUUGGUCUGGCUGAAAACAAGGGCCCAAAAAUGAGAGUGUUUCACUGAGAAUGUGAAAAAUUAGAGAAAAGGGAAGAAAGCAUGCAGUUUGGGGAUCUGCAGGUCAGCAAAAGGCAAAUUAAAGGUCUGAGCUGGGGUGAAUUUGUACAAGAGGAGAAAGAAAGUUGAGGGGAUGCUCAGUACUCAUAGGUGUGUUAGAGGCAUAGCAGAGUUAUUUUGUGGACAUGGAAAACUUGCAGGAAACAGCUGAAGGUUGUGUCUUUUUGGACUGGGAACAGAUGCCAAACUAUUGUUUUUCCACAAGAAUUAAGGUAAUAGAGGAAAGGCAUGGAAGUACAACAUAAGUGUCUAGGGAAGCUAGAAAAAAAUGAGAGAACCAUCACUUUGGAAAAUAAACAAUGUAUUUAGAAGAACAAAACCCUGCCUGCUGGAGAGCUUGAGAGAAGCUGACCAGAUAGGUCAAGGAUUGUCUGCACAGACUCGUGUCAAACAGAGAAGGAAUUUGAAGAAAGGGUUACCAAGUUCCUGUGACAGGUUCAGUAAAAUCUGCAGGGUUAAUUACAAGCUACAUCAAGAAAUGAAAAGGGCAGUAGUGCUGCUGGUGAAAAGACAGAGGAACCACAGAGAUCAGGAACAGAGGCACAGACACAUUCAGUCACAUUUCUCUGUAUUUAACAAUAUGCAAUAUUUAAAGGGAGCCUAUAAGCAUAAGAGGGGAAGGAGCCUUCAGCUUCCAAGUGCAUGCUUAAAAGCACUGAACUAAAAAGAGCUUAUAAUCUUUAUUAAAUUUUUCAUACAUUUAUGGCAAAUUUAGUUUUAAAAAAUAGUACAAAGGCUUUUGGAAAAGAAGCCUCUGAGGGAAGAGCAUAAAAAGAAAGUUCAUUUAGUCCUCUGCAGAAAUCAUUUAGUGGGUCGGUCUGUGCACUGAAGGAAAGGACAUUACGAGGCUGUUCAUAUUUGAAACCUGGGGAGCAAGUAAGGGUGUUCUGUGUAAGUGUUGUACUCUAUCUCAGGCCAAAAAUAGGUCAAAUAUUAUCAGGAGUGUGGAGGCUUAGGUAUCCAACAGACACGGCUGAGCUGCCUAUUUGUAAAACCUGUAUCUUUAUCUGUUACAUCUCUCAGAGCAAUCAUUUGUUUAGAGGUCAGAACAAAGAUUAAACCUCCCCCUUAUUACCUCCCUUCACCAAGUUAAGGCUUCCAACCCCAAUGGAUACAUCAGAGCAGGGACCUCUGUCACUUCCCAAGGAAGCCAGGUUCAUUAAAUGUGUUGAUGCUGCAUUCCAGCUGUGAAGAAAAAUCUGUCCUGCCUAUCAUCAUUUGGCUGUUCUCCAGCUGAGACAACAAACCCCACCAGUGCUGAGAGCUUGCCCAGGCUCUGACCAGCACAGAGACACCUCAGGAAAGGCCAGAGCAAUGCCUCAGGUAGCUGGAGAUAGGAAGGUUUAGGGUAUAUCCAUUUAGGAGCUGUACAGUUGAGGGUUUUCUUCCACCACAUCUGAAGAUACCAGGAUGCAGCAGUUGAUACGGGAGCUGCAUUUUGCACAGAAUGGUUUGGGUUGGAAGUGACCUUAAAGAUCAUCUUAGCUCCAACUCUCUACCACAGACAGAGACACCUUCCACUGGACCAGGUUGCUCAAAGCCCCAUCCAACCCAGCUCUGGACAUCUCCAGAGAUGGGGCAUCCACAGCUUCUCUGGGCAAUCCAUUCCAGCUCAAAGGCAUGCUAAGCAUGUUCCAUGUUUAAAGGCAGACCUCGACUUUUUAAUUAAACAUUCAAAGAACUAUUCUCCCAGACCCUUGGCCUUGCUUUUGGAGCACAUUUAAAACCCUGUUUUGUCUGGGAUAAGAGAGUGCAGGAGCAGCAGAAAUGCUGAUGCAGGUAAGGAUGGCAUCACAGAAGAGCUUCCAGUAGAAAAUGAUAUUUUCAGUGCCUAACAAAGGAUUUAUAGCUAGACAUGCAAGUCUUUGCAAACAGCCACAACAUGACUCAUGAACUGGGCUCAACCCUGGGGCAACUUUCAGCAGUACGUUCAGCCCCAGCUCUGUGCCCCAGAGCAGCUGCCAGCUUUGGAAAAUGAGCAUUCAAUCCCCAGCUUUGGCUAGAGACUUGGACACUGCAUCAUCAACAGUCCAAAAAUGCAUCUGUCCCAUGAAAACAUCUUCCCUAUCUCCCUACAUGAGUGAGGCUGAGAACUGACAGGAAGGCAACACAGAACUUGGCAGGAAUUGUAGCACGACUCGUUUGUUCAGGUUGUGCAGGCCUGAACUGUGGGGAAUUUUAGACUGUACACGCUGCCUUAAUCCAGCAGCCAGUCCAGACACCCUCCUUUCCCAGGAAGGCUUCCAUCUUUGAAGAAUUAGUCUAGCUGCCCUGCUCCAAAUUCACCAUUGAGAGUUGUUCCAGUGUGCUCACUGUUCUGAAGUGGAUUUUGGUGAUGUUUAAGACUGGACAAGGACUGAUCAUAAGGGAACCAGAAGUCCACAUGUAAGACUGGCUUACAACCCAGCUUUUGUAGCAAUAAAGGCAGAUAAGGGCAUGAGUACCAGUACCUAAUUUUAAAAGAAGUCUGCACUGGACAAAGCUCUGUUAUUUCCUUUUAAUGAGUUUCCAAUGUACAGUGAAGUAGGACAAAGGGGCACUUACCUUUACUCCAGUCAUGCUCCAAUAUAUGUUGUGAACAGCAUCCUGCUCUUGGAGGUCUUCAUUUGGGUCCUGAACUUGUAUUCCAACAGCAAUGGAGAAUUAUUUUCAGGGUUUAAGGUUAUUGAAGUCCAAAGGCAGCACAGCCUGAGAGCCAGAGCUGCCCCUAACACAGUAACACACAGAAGGCAGUCCCCUGAACAGGACACUGGCUAGACUUCAGUGGCUGAAAGUAGAUUUGUCUUGGGCAGACUCUUCCCCCAGAGCUGCUGCUUCUCACACCUUGUUACAGACUUACCAGAGUCAGUCCAGCACAACUGGAACUACCAUCAGUUUACAAUGGAAAAGCAGCCACUGCUUUGAGGGACACAACUUCAGGUAUGUGCAUGCUAUGGAAGUCACAACAAAAAGAAAUUCCAGAAGUUUGGUAUCCCAACCCCUUCCCACUCACUGACAGACCAGACAGACUCAGUAAGGUGGUGAAUUGUGUUUCUUAGAGACCAUUAAAAGUACAUGAGCUGAUUUCUAGAACAUGCCAGAGGAGAUUACAGUUGUAUUUAUAGAGAAGUAAAUAAACUGCACGUGCAUGAGUGGCUGUGAUGCUGUGGGCAGCAGAGUCCCUUGCUUUUACUAAGAGGGCCUUGGUGAUUUGUUUUGCCCAUGCACAGAGACACAAAGGAGGGGAAAGGAAGCAGAGGAGAUGGCAACAUACAACAUCUGAGAGAAAAAAAUGAAAGAGAGAGCCUAGGGGGACCUCAGCUCCCAGAGAGACAGGAGGAAUGGGGCACCAAAGGCUUGUUUAGAAGAGUUCAAGAGAAUUGCUGGUCUGGGGGCCUCAAGCUUGUAAAAGGCUACCCCCUAAAAUGAGAGCAGGAGGUGGCACAAGCAGGCCCUGGCUCCUCUUCAGCAGAUGCACUUCUGACCGUCCAUCCCAUCUCAGCUCCAGGGAAUUAGGGAAGUGCUCAGGGGACGAGGGCUGCUUCACUCCAGAUCUUCAUCUCUGCCCUCCCCCAAGGUGGAGAGGAAUGGAAUUGCAGGGAGAUGAACUCAAAUGAAAAUGCUGGGGCGUGGAAGUGAGCAUGCAAAACCUAGCCCCUUGCCAGGUGUCCUGGGAGGCAGAAAGGGGCUUCCCCAGCACAUCCAGUGAAACAAAAAGCAUCUGCUCCUCCCAUCUUUUGUACUUUGCUCCUAUCUGGGAACUCCAGUGAUGUCCUCCCUGCCUAAAGAGAUCCCAGUGUAUUCCAGAACAGAGGCAGAGCUUUCUAAACUAAAGGAGCACCCUCUUUCCAGUCUAGGUUACAGGCUACAACUCAGAUUGUUAAAAAGAAAAGUUAAAAGACAAGAUACACAUUCCUCAGAAGACUCUACAGAAACAGGGCAGCUCAUUUAACCCAUGUCUGACAACCAUUCAAACAACUCACCACUCCUGUUACUUUUGAUGGACAAGAACAAGGGAAUCACUCACAGAAAGCCACAGCCACAAGUUUACUUCCAUCAGAAACCACCCUGGACCUAAAUUCCAGAGAACCCACAGCAAGUAGGAGCAUUCAGUUUGAUCAGCAAGAUCUCUGGAGGCGUAAGUUGCCAAACUGGGACAUCUGAUGCCACUUUGCAAUAUCCAUACCCAGAGCACCAUUUCCCUUUGAAUCCCCAGCUAACUAUUUCAAUUGUUUUCUAACUCCUGCUGAAAGUUAGGGCUUUGUGGCAGGAGAAACAGAGCAGAUAUUCUUAAUCAGAAAGCCGUGCAGCUCAUUCAGGUUCAUCUGGAAUACCUCCAGCCCCCUUCACCUCUAUCUGCUGUGGCAGGGAGCUUCCUCGACCUUCAACCCAGUCACACAAAAGCAAAACACCAAUUCCCAUUCUGCCACUGCUCCAAAGUCUUCCUUCUGGAAAGCUACAAGACAGUAGGAAGCUACAGGGUCCUGGCUUGUGUGUGCAUAGAUGAAAGGCAUAUUUGACUAAUUGUUGUUUAUUUGUUCCUUGUGGAGAGAGGCUUUACUCCCACACAUGCCUUUUAGAUGGCAGCAAUGCCCCUUUUACUGAACUGUGUUUAGCAUGUUGCACUUGACUGAGGUAAUCAUGUGGGCCCUCCUUUAUAAAAACUGAAAUGGCCAUGUUCAGGCAGAAUAAAUCAUUUCUUCGAGUGCUCACCCCUUCAUGGCUAGAGAAACCUGCAUCACUAGGUGUAGCUUAAAUGGCUCACAGCCACUGGCCAACACAAACUAGCUUUUAUUUCAGAAGCUCAAUGAAAAGCUCAAGUCAUGCUGCCACUCUUUUUAGGCAGAACACUAGAGGCUCUCACAUGCUGCAGUCCUUCAUCCCAAAAGGCACUGUGUUAAGGCAUUCUUAUUUUGCUAGAGUUCACACAGGCACUAUUUGACAAGCUUACACCCAAAAAUAAACACAAAAAGUUCUCUGCAGAAGAGCAGGAGCAAGUGGCUACCCACUCUUCCUCAGCUUCCCUUUCCUCUAAACUUAGAGGAUGCUCCCUAAAGCUGCAGCAGCUAUUGAAAAGGCUACCUAUGUUUAGUAAGCAGCUCAGAGUCCUAUACAGAAGAUAAGUUAAAACCAAUAAGGAAAUCAAUGAGGAAGCUAGGUGAAAGGGAAGGAAAGGAAAAACUCAGAGGCAA
Zonotrichia albicollis (white-throated sparrow) is the source of this 9926-nucleotide messenger RNA. RefSeq names its product sodium channel epithelial 1 subunit alpha (gene SCNN1A). Gene Ontology annotation, cellular component: plasma membrane; sodium channel complex. NCBI's taxonomy places the organism in Eukaryota, Metazoa, Chordata, Aves, Passeriformes, Passerellidae. The record is from RefSeq and is a predicted model, not a curated record. Gene Ontology annotation, molecular function: ligand-gated sodium channel activity. Gene Ontology annotation, biological process: sodium ion transmembrane transport.